AGUUUGGGAUAUAGCUUUGUUUUAUGUUGUGUUGUUUUCUUAAAAGGUUUUUGAGUAAUGGUGGCGGCCAUAGGAGAUCUAAUAUUUUCUCUCAUUUUCUCAGCAACCAAAUGCAGCUCGAAUUGUUCUUUUUUUUCGAUUGUUUAUUUUCUCGUCGUCAUUUCUGUGUUCUUCGGUAUUGAUUGUAAAUUUCUUUUGGAGAAACAGAAAAGAUUGUUUGGAGAAUGUUUCGUUCUGUAUUGCAACGGAUAGGAAAGCUGAUACGUGUUAAUGAAUUGUUUCCAUUUUCUCUGUCAUUUUUUUUUUCCUUUUUGUUGUUUAAAGUUUUUACAGCUUAGAUCUGCUUUUGUGUUUUUGUUUUUAGCGAUUCCGCCUCCGUUUUGCAACAUAUUUUCUUGGUCGCUGAUUCAUAUUUUUUGUGGCAUAUUUACGAUGACACGCUCUGUUAAAGUACAGUAAUUUUUUUACAACAUAACAGUUGGCUUUGAGCAUCUGUUGGAGCAUGCACCAGCUGCUUUUUUAAAAAGCUUGCUAUUUGCAAAAGAGGGAAUUUCAGCGGAUAAUAGAACUUCUUUUUAAUUUAUAGAAUCAUGGUUGCCACUGCUGCUACAUCUGCAUUUUUUCCAGUUACUUCUUCUCCGGACUCCUCUGACUUGAAAAACAAGAAGCUUGGAAGUAGAUCUACUAACCUUGGAGGUAUCAAGCGGAAAACAUCUGCUUCUACUGGAAGUUUGCAAGUCAAGGCAAAUGCUCAAGCCCCUCCUAAAAUAAAUGGUACCACGGUUGUGACGACUCCAGUGGAAGGUUUCAAGAACGAUGAUGGUGUGAGUUCCCCUCCUCCCAGGACGUUUAUUAACCAGUUACCUGAUUGGAGCAUGCUUCUUGCUGCUAUCACGACCAUUUUCUUGGCUGCUGAGAAGCAGUGGAUGAUGCUUGAUUGGAAGCCGAGGCGACCUGACAUGCUCAUUGAUCCAUUUGGCAUAGGGAGGAUUGUUCAGGAUGGUCUUGUUUUCCGACAGAACUUCUCAAUUAGGUCAUAUGAGAUAGGUGCUGAUCGUACAGCAUCCAUAGAGACACUAAUGAAUCAUUUACAGGAAACAGCAAUUAAUCAUUGUAGAAGCGCCGGACUGCUUGGAGAUGGUUUUGGUGCCACCCCUGAGAUGUGCAAGAAGAACCUAAUAUGGGUGGUCACACGGAUGCAAGUUGUGGUUGAUCGCUAUCCUACUUGGGGUGAUGUUGUUCAAGUAGACACUUGGGUCAGUGCAUCAGGGAAGAAUGGCAUGCGAAGGGAUUGGCUUGUCAGUAAUAGUAAAACUGGCGAAAUUUUAACAAGAGCUUCAAGUGUGUGGGUGAUGAUGAAUAAACUGACUAGAAGGUUAUCUAAAAUUCCAGAACAGGUCCGAGGAGAAAUAGAACCUUAUUUUAUGAAUUCUGAUCCUGCUGUGGCUGAGGAUAGCCGGAAACUUGUGAAACUUGAUGACAGCAUGGCAGAAUAUGUAUGUAAAGGUUUAACUCCUAAAUGGAGUGACUUGGAUGUCAACCAGCAUGUAAAUAAUGUGAAGUACAUUGGCUGGAUCCUUGAGAGUGCUCCAUUGCCAAUCUUGGAGACUAAUGAGCUUUCUGCCAUGACACUGGAGUAUAGGAGGGAGUGUGGGAGAGACAGCGUGCUGCAGUCACUGACUGCUGUCUCCGACUCUGAUGUGGAAAACUUAGCAAAUUUUGGUGCAAUCGAGUGCCAGCACUUGCUCCGACUCGAGGAUGGGGCUGAGAUUGUGAGAGGGAGGACCCAGUGGAGGCCUAAGUUUGCCAAAAGUUUUGGUAAUGUGGGUCAAAUUCCUGCAGAAAGUGCAUAGAAAUCCAAUUCUCUGAAUUGUGGCUCUGGAGGUGCAUAAUCUCAUUGCUGUGUGUCACAAUGCUUUGUCUAAUAGGAUCUACGUGUGUACUUUGGAUUUAUAUAUGUUUCUUCUUUAUUUAUAUAUUAUUCCUUCUGAUUCGUCCUCGAGAGAAAUAUAUAUAUAUAUAUAUAUAUAUAUAUAUAAAAGGGUUGUAAGCUUCACUGUAAUUAGCUCUUGUUUUGUCUUCUCUCUCUCUCUCUCUCUCUACCUUUGCCUGCCUGCCUGCCAGCCCGGCCAGCCGGCUCUUGUCAUGAAAGUGGUUCUGCUUUUGAAAAUUGGUAGCCAUGUGAGAUGGGAACGACUUUUGUAUAGGAGGAAAGCUUCUUCGCUUAAAGCUUUGCCUUACUGGUCAGUUGGUACCCUACAUACCUCAUGGGCUCUUACCCGGUUAGAGUCUCGCAGGAUAUGUGUAUUUUUGACAUUUCAUUCAAUGGAUAUUUUGGCUUUUCAUCUCAACCUAAAUCUGCUC
This is a messenger RNA of Durio zibethinus, 2364 nucleotides long. Lineage: Eukaryota; Viridiplantae; Streptophyta; Magnoliopsida; Malvales; Malvaceae. The record is from RefSeq and is a predicted model, not a curated record.